This is a messenger RNA of Centropristis striata (black sea bass), 1207 nucleotides long. RefSeq names its product carcinoembryonic antigen-related cell adhesion molecule 21-like. The coding region runs from base 632 to 1207 and encodes 191 amino acids. NCBI's taxonomy places the organism in Eukaryota, Metazoa, Chordata, Actinopteri, Perciformes, Serranidae. The record is from RefSeq and is a predicted model, not a curated record. The transcript has 2 exons.
UGUUCAUCCUUGUCUACUCCGGACCACUCAGCUCCCUCCAGUGACGUUCGGCGACGUCCUGAACAAGGGAGAGCUGGGAAGUUUGCACAAUAACCACACCUUUACACCUUGUCUCUUUCUGGAUUAACCAUGCUUUAAGUUUAUACAUAAUAACUUAUGUAAUAAGUAAAAUAAUCUAAAACUGAUGAAAAAUGUAUUCCUCAUCUCUCAACAGAAGUACAUGUUCAAAGGAGUCCUACUGCCAGAUCAGACCAUGUCACACUGAGCUGUAACACCAGCUGUCCUCUAACUGCCUUCAUAUGGCAUAAGAGCAGAAAAUUAGCUCAAGAGCCCAAUAAACCACAGUUAGUAGUUCCUAUCACUUCUGCUGAAAGCUUCUCCUGUGCUGUAAAAGGCUUUGAGGAUCUGCGCUCUGCAGAAGUCUGUGAGUAUGAACACAGGAUGUGGACAGAAUAACAGAAACGGACUACUAUAAUGCAGUUGCUACGUAGUAGUUGCUAAGAAUAGUAAACAUCAAAUUUCAGGUACUGAAGAUGGCAAUUGCUGGACUGUGAACUAUGUCAGCAGAAGGAUCUGUGCUCUGGAACGCUCUUCAGUGAACAUUUCAAGUAAAUAUUCUCAUGUCAACUUCAUGUCAACAAGGUCUAAAUCAUGGUAUAAAAUAAAGAGAAGUGGGAAGGAAGAAGCUGAAGAGCCAAUGAAGCCGGCAGGUCGUGUGGAGUAUGAAGACAACAUGAAUAAUCACCACUUCCUGAAAAUCAAUAGACUGAAGAAGGCUGACUCAGCUGAAUACCAAUUCAGACUCCAGGAAAAUGAAGAAGGAAGGAAACCUGGAGUGACUUUGGUUGUCACAGGGCUGAAGGUGAAGUUUACUCCUUCUGCAGUGGUGACAGAGGACCAGAGAGUCACACUGACCUGCAGCACCAGCUGUCCUCUGACCAACAACACAAACUACAUUUGGUUCUUCAACAGUCGACCUCUGACCCUGACAGAGAACCAAAACAAACACCUGGUUCUAGACCCAGUCAGCAGUCAGCAUGCAGGAAACUACUCCUGUGCUGUCAAAACCCAAAACAGCAACCGCUCUAAUGAAAAGACUCUCACCGUCCACAGUAAAACAGGAAAAUGGAUAACAGCAGCAGCUGCAGGACUCUGUAGUUUUCUCCUGGUUAUAGUAGCCCUCACUGUCUUCUUGUGGUUUAGGUGA